UCCCAAGCUCACACCACCCUCCCACCCGUGAGACAAGCUUUCACCUCCGACGUUGCCCUACUUACCCCCGUGGGUUCCUCUGCCGCAUCACUCCUAGGUUAGGCUCGACUGCGUCACAUCACACCGAGUCUCGGCACCCGGCCCGUUGUCUCUUUGCAUCUCCAUCCAGGUCUUGUUUUUUUUUCGCCUCGCGCCACCGGUGCCACGGAUAUCAACCACGCAACACACACCGGGCUCACCGAAAAACCAAUUGACACAAUGGGCGGUUUUUACAUGCAGUAUCUCGAAAGCCUUUGCCGGCGCCGUGGGUGGCAUGACCCCACGUAUGAAUGCUAUCGGGACGCCAAUGGGUACACGUGCCUGGUCCUGGUGAAUGGGCGGGAGUACCAAACUGAUCUUGAGUACGAAUCCGGCACCCUGGCCCAGGAGAAUGCAGCCAUGCGUGCCUUUAUGGUUUGCCGGAACUUCUCGGUCAACGGGGGCAUGCUUGCCCGCAACGGGAUCGUCCAGGGCCUACCCGCGGAGGAGGCCGCUCGCAAGCCAAAGAAGAGCAGUCGUCACACGAGCACCUCCAAUCACGGACACAGGAGCAGAUCCAGCCACCACUCAAGCAGCAGCUCGACCACCUCGCUGGAGUGAGGCUGAAAAGGAGCCGCAGUUCUUCCGUUUGGCCGGGACCCGAGCCGGGUUAGGAUUCGCUGAGUCUCGACAGCCGCGCUCCCACCCCGGAUCUGGACCCCAAGCCUAAUCAGCGAAGAGCGGGAGCUCAAGCAAUUAUUCAGAACCGGAUCGUUU
This is a messenger RNA of Chaetomium fimeti, 795 nucleotides long. RefSeq lists its product as uncharacterized. The transcript has 2 exons. The record is from RefSeq and is a predicted model, not a curated record. NCBI's taxonomy places the organism in Eukaryota, Fungi, Ascomycota, Sordariomycetes, Sordariales, Chaetomiaceae. The coding region runs from base 259 to 639 and encodes 126 amino acids.